GCGCGGGGCGGUACGCGGUUCUGCUGCGCUGGCUCACUGCCUCGCUAUUCGCCCGCAGGAGCCCGCGCUUCCGGUAGCAGGGCAGUCUCGCGACUCGGUCUGCGCGUGAUUUUCUCUACACCGUGAGCCGUACGGACGCUCCAGCUGUGCGAACAGAUAAUAGACAAGAGACUCGCCCUCACAACGAGAUGAACGUUAAUCAUUUUCAGAAGAAACAAGAAACUAUACUGCAGAUGUACAAACGCUCAGUCAUUGCUUAAGGACUGUAUUGACACAAACAGUAAAGUGGAGCAGGAAAGGAUUUCGUAAUUAAACAAAGUGAAGUAAGCUGGGACUCGGCAUUCACAGCCCGUUAAGCGGUCAAGACAGCGACCUUUUGCUUUGUUGCCUGAGACGUUUCUUACAGAAUCAGUGGGCCUACGACGUCCACACUUCCUUUCAGUUACGUCCUUGGAUAACAAGUGCGUUUGUUUGUACUCCAAUGGAAAACUUAUCUGAAGUGCUGCCGACGUGAAAGAUUUCCGAUGUAAGACAUAAGUAGAACGGUUAGAACUGAUAUCGAUUGAAAUAAAUGCGGAUGUAGCUCUCCGUCCGCAUUCCGGAGUUUCGCGAAAGGAAUUUUAUGAUUAUUUCUAUCUCACGUGUGCUAAAUUUCUAUCGUACAUCCAGAUCCGUUAUUCAGAUUGUAACUUCCAAUCUGAGGUAUCUAACGGUGAUAAACCAAGCUUUAUAAUCUAUCGAGGCUUGAAAUUUACAAAUGGAGAGUGUCUGAGAGUUAAAAGUGCGCGAGUGGUAUACUGGUAGACGUAUACAACAAUCGAUACAAAUUUCACGUCCGCUGCAUUAUUACACAAAGUUCAUCGCCACCCGUUCGGAUUACUGGAAAAUCGUUUGUGGAUUGUGAAUCAGUGCAGUGUCUUAGCUAGUGUCGCUUAGUUCAUACAGGGAAGAUGCACGCACGUGUCUGUGAAACGUCCUGCAGAAAUUGUGCAGCGGAUCCACCGCUCCGGUUUGUCAGGUGACUGGGAUACCGCCCGACAUGCUCUGCUACGCGCUGCUACAGGCGCACGACGUGGUGGCGCACGAGGUGUACGGGGAGGACGCGCUGCGCGUCACGCCGCCGCCGCUGCUGCCCUAUCUCAACGGCGGCGACGACCUGGACGGCCCCAAUGGCGACAUCGACAUGGAGAACGUGACGCGCGUCCGGCUCGUCCAGUUCCAGAAGAAUACGGACGAGCCCAUGGGUAUAACGCUGAAGAUGAAUGAAGAGGGAAAGUGUAUCGUGGCUCGUAUUAUGCAUGGAGGCAUGAUACACCGACAGGCCACCCUUCACGUAGGCGAUGAAAUCAGAGAAAUCAACGGAAUUCCUGUUGCCAACCAGUCGGUCAACGCCUUGCAGAAGAUACUGAGAGAAGCACGAGGAUCAGUCACCUUCAAAAUUGUUCCAUCAUACAGGAGUGCUCCACCGCCCUGUGAGUUGUUCAGGAUUAGGCCUCUGCCAGUAUUAAUUUUUGUUCGUGCACAGUUUGAUUAUGACCCGUUGGAUGAUGACCUGAUACCUUGUGCACAGGCUGGUAUAGCUUUCAAAACAGGAGACAUCCUGCAAAUAAUAAGCAAAGAUGAUCACAAUUGGUGGCAAGCAAGGAAAGACAAUGCUGCUGGCUCAGCUGGUCUUAUUCCUUCACCAGAACUCCAGGAAUGGAGAACGGCCUGCAUGGCGAUGGAAAAGAGUAAACAGGAACAAGUGAAUUGCUCAAUAUUUGGCCGCAAGAAAAAGCAAUACAAGGACAAAUACCUUGCCAAGCAUAAUGCAGUGUUUGACCAAUUAGAUUUGGUUACCUAUGAAGAAGUUGUUAAACUACCAUCAUUCCAGAGGAAGACGCUGGUUCUCUUAGGUGCACAUGGUGUUGGAAGAAGGCAUAUAAAAAAUACACUAAUAGCAAAAAACCCUGACAAAUACGCAUACCCAAUUCCACAUACAACGAGGCCACCAAGAAAUGAUGAAGAAAAUGGUAGAAAUUAUUACUUUGUGUCACAUGAUGAAAUGAUGGCAGACAUAGCAGCAAAUGAAUAUUUAGAAUACGGGACACAUGAAGAUGCAAUGUAUGGUACAAAACUGGAGACAAUCAGGAAAAUUCACCAAGAAGGAAGAAUGGCCAUUUUAGAUGUGGAACCACAAGCUCUUAAAGUAUUAAGAACAGCCGAAUUUGCACCAUAUGUAGUUUUCAUUGCUGCCCCUGUGCUUCAGAACCUUGCUGACUAUGAUGGAAGCUUAGAACGAUUAGCGAAGGAAUCUGAUCUUCUGCGGCAAGCCUAUGGGCAUUUCUUUGACUUAACUAUAGUUAAUAAUGAUAUAGAAGAGACAAUAGCUGCCUUAGAAAAAGCCAUUGAACGUGUUCAUACUACACCACAGUGGAUACCUGUCUCAUGGGUCUACUGACAGAAGACACUUUCAGAGUCUACAACUUCAAUAAAGUGAAAAUGGGAAACAGAAAAAGUGAUUAAGUGCAUGAAUAAGAAGUUACUGUGUUUGUUAUGCUCAAUUUCAAUUCUGGUAUGUGUAUGUUAAUGAUCUUCCUGUGGAUAACUGCUGAAUCAAAUAAGAGUGGUAUUAUGUUUAUCUUCAACUCUUUUUCAGGAAAGUUGUGUCACUUUAUUUCUCAGUUCAUUACUGGAACACAAACAUGUAGCUGUAGUAAGUGAUUCCAAUCCUAAAUUUUUAAAAUUUCAUAAAACUUGAAAGACUUUUAUUUAUACAAAUUUAUGUUCUGUGAACAAUUAUUAUUUGAUUGUAAUAUGAACUACAAGGCAGUGUUAAACUCCUGGUUUGAAAUAUUAGGAAAAUAGUUUUGUUUAUUGUAAGGGAAUAUGGAUACACAUUUAACUAUGUUGUUGAAUAAGUUUUGUUUGUCCUCCAUUGUAAGAAAUAAUUUUCAGAAGUAGGUGACUGACUAAGUGUCAGUUAUUUUGUUGCAGUAUUUGUGAAAGGUAGGCUGAAUGUUUGUACUGUACUGUUAAGUUAUUCCAUUGAUCCUGAAUUGUGUACUGAUUGUUAUGUCAUCAACACAACACUAUUGUUUGAAUGCAAAGAUCAGCUCUAAUUCAGAGACAUUCCAAACAUAUUGUUAACAUUCCUCCUUCAUGUUUCUUCUUCUUUUCUAUCAUUUACUACAGCUCCAGUUUCUGUGUUCAUGUGAAUAAAUUACUGGGCAUUAGCAAAUCUGAUUUUUAGUUGUUGGUAACUUUUCAGUUUUCAAUGAUGCUAAUUGUGCUGAAGCUGAACAUGUUUCAAAAAGCAAUAGCACUGUACUGAUUUUUCAUGAAUUAAUUAAUAACAUCCUAUUAUUUAUAGUGGACUAGAACUGCACUGGAAAUCCCAUUUGUCACAUUCUAUAUUAGUUUACUAAAGAAUAAACACUAAUGUUUGAAUUCUUUUAUAGCUAUGUUUUCCUUUGUAUUACAUUUUGAGAUCUAUCCACAAAAGCAAUCUGAAUAUCCAAAUAAUUAUAUAGUUUUUAAGAAAAGGUACUAAAAUAUUUGGAAUAAUUAUCAAAAUUUGUAAUUCAACAGUUAUUCGAAAGUCUGAACUGCUAUUUUACCUAAACUAUUCAGCAAUUGGUUCACUGUAACAUUUGCAUGUUUCAGUUAACAAACUGUGAGUGAUAUGCAGUUACAAGUGUUCAUCUUAUAUGCACAAAUAGUAAUAUUGUUGAUUAGAAUUUUUAAAGUAAAAUUUUAUCAAACUAUGCAAGUAAUGUAAUACAGAAAGUGCACAAAUACGACCACUGUUAUAGAAACAGUGCUCUAUAAAAUUAAGCACAAACUUAGUGUAUGCUCAGUUAUGAAGUAUUUUACAAUACAACUGAAGUGCCAUCUUGAAGUACUGUGAAUAAAAUUUUGACUUAAUCUAUGCAAAAUGACAGAACAUUAAGUAUUAACAUGAACAUUCUGCCUACAAUAUUUCAUGCAGUAUAUAUGAAGAGGAUGUGGAUAGUGCUUUGUACGUGUAAGGUGUUAGGGUAAAUGGUGGACUUUCCCAGACGUUACACUUCUUGACUGCUCAUGAAUAUGUCAAGUGUGCAGAAGAGGAAGUAUUCAGCAGUGUAAGCAGCAGAAGUGCAUAUGUUUGCAUCUGAUGUGUGUUUGGCUACUGUGCUGUUUAUCUGCAGUGAUUUGGGCUGUGAGUGAUGAAGCAAUAUGCUUUCAAGAAUGAAUUUGAGUGUUGUCCAUUAAAGGUGCAAGAAAGUGGGAUUUAAAAUUAAGAAAUAUUGUAGUGAAUGAGGAAAGAUGUUUUCACUAUAAAUUUGGAAAAACUUCAAAUACUAACAUUGUUAUUGCAAUUUAACAAAGUGACACAAUCUGAAGAGCUUCAGCUGUGUAAAAAUCUUUUCGUGUCAUAAAUACCUACAACUACUGAAAGAAAUAUUACAAUCAGGAUAUUGAUGCAACUAUAUGUAGAUGGAUCAAGAAUGUAGAAGCAACAUGCAAAAACUAGAAAACUUUAUUGAACAUAUGGGAAUGAACUUAUGUGGCUUGUUUAAUGUGAAUAGAUUGAGACUCAAUAAACGAAGUUUUAUGUGCAUCUGUUUCUGUCAUACAUACAUGUGUUUCAGUUGCUUAAGGGCCUGUGUGCCCUUCUAUGAUUUUUGAAACUGACCUGCAGAUUAAGUACAAGCAGUGAAAUGACUAAUUUUUUCUCUCUCUAUGUACUUGAAAUUAUUGUUUUGUAUGUAUUCUUACUUAAGUCAAAUCCUUCUAAUAUCAGACAAAAUCAGUUUAUUGCUGGUGUUACGUGAUUUCAUAUUCACAAAAAGAUACUUUGCUGUAAACAGUCAGUAAAUUUUGUAAUUGUGUGUAUGUUUUUUUCUAUUUUAAUAAUAAUCUGGAUACAAACUUUGGGGAAGAUAUCUUCACUGGACAAUUUACCAUCAAGAAAUUGUUGCGGGAGAUGCUACUCUUGUGAAAGAUACAGAUUUAUCUUAAUUUUGUAGUUAAUGUAGCAGUGUUUUAUUUAUUACCAGUUUCCUUUUAUACCAGCUGUUUUGUUUUAUUCCAAAAUAUUGCAGUAGUUUUGACACUAAUAUUUUCAUACUAAUUUUCUUUUUCUGGGAGGAAAUACAGUAAUAAAGGUCAGUGUGUCGUUAGUCUGAAGCACUAUACAUCAACGCUAUGUUUUGAUUAUGCAUAAUGUUGUGUUUGACCACUAGACACACGAAUUUAUAUUCUGUGCCCAGCAUUCUGAAGUAAACAGUCCAAAAUGACCAACAAAUUGUUUACAUCAGCAUAGGAAGAUGCUUAUAGAAUACAUUACUGGAAGUGGCCUUUAAGCACAAUCAGAAGUCCUGGGACUGCAGCAAGAUCUGCUGUGUAAUGUUGAACUGUAUUACCACUAUAAAACUCAAAGCACUGAAUACAUAUUUUUAAAACUUCAAGUUUAUGUUGUAUUCUACUUCCUAAAGCAGAAGUAAAUUUUGUUGCUUAUUUAAGGGUUCUCAAGAAACUGAAGAAAUAUGUUCAAUAAAAACAUUGUCAUUGUAUCACAUGAUUGGUUAUAGAUAGAUGGUGUCACCCUGAAUAUUUUGUACUGUGAAUUUCUAUUACAUGAUCUCCAUUCAUCAUGAGGUAACUUCAGAUUUCACUCUACAUCAGCAGUGAAUAAAAUGGUCUCUACAGUGGUGAGCUGAAACUGGUCUGUGGUCAGAAUAAUGGAUACAAAAUUUAUCUCUUGAAACUGAACAUUGUCAACUCAGUGAUAAACAUCUUCUCUCAUGGAUCUCCUACUGGGACAUGCUCAAAGGAAAGUUGGAUAUGCUGACAAAUAACAUUCAGUACACCUGUGAAUAUGUCAUUAUUUGAAUAAAAAUAAAUUGUUAUUGAGAUUCAGAAC
Messenger RNA from Schistocerca serialis cubense, 5887 nucleotides. It is a transcript of the gene CASK, whose product is annotated as peripheral plasma membrane protein CASK. Gene Ontology annotation, molecular function: signaling receptor binding. NCBI's taxonomy places the organism in Eukaryota, Metazoa, Arthropoda, Insecta, Orthoptera, Acrididae. The transcript is spliced from 12 exons. Gene Ontology annotation, biological process: regulation of neurotransmitter secretion. Bases 1040 to 2440 code for a protein of 466 amino acids. Gene Ontology annotation, cellular component: plasma membrane; cell-cell junction. The record is from RefSeq and is a predicted model, not a curated record.